GGUUUUAUGUAUAACCUUGACUUUAUCCAAUAAAUUCACACAUGAGAGAAAACAAAAUAUGAUUACAAAUGUUAUGGAAGUCUUAGUACUAGUUGUUUUUGUUCAGAUCACAUGGUGCUUGUCUGCUGAAAAUUCUCCCAAACAAAUACCAAAACAAGAUACCUUUUGCGGGGAAAACACAUCUUGUCUGAUCACAGAAUAUUGUGAUGAAGCCGGAUCCCCAAUAUGUUUGGGAUGCUCUGAACUAUGUCUAACCAACAGCGACGAAUGUAAAAGGUCCUGUCCUUAUGUUUUUUUAUUUGCCGUUGGCUUAUUGCAAGAUGAAUUGACGAAAAAAAUACAGGACUUUAUAAACAAAAAUGAUACAUGUGUCAACACUUGCAAAACUGAGAAAGAUCCUCCUUACAUGAUUAUAAUUCUUAUAAUAUUAACUAUUUGCCUCGUUCCAAGCAUUCUGAUAAAUAUUUGGACAUCAAAGGAGAAAUGUUAUGCAGUAAAGCGUAAAUUAUGUAACAGUGAAAAUAAACAAUUGAUCACUGAAGAAGGGUCCAAUAAUGAAGUAGUAGCAUUGGGAGAACAAAGGAUACCAGCUGAGGAUAUAUUUACAGAAAAUGUGGAAGAAGAUGUGAAAGCACCUGCGGAAGAUAGCAAGGAAAGUGGUUUUAGUUCAAGUCUUCAAGAGCGACAAAGCGUUAUCUAA
Molecule: messenger RNA, 700 nt
Organism: Dimorphilus gyrociliatus
Lineage: Eukaryota; Metazoa; Annelida; Polychaeta; Dinophilidae
Source: the annotation of a GenBank genome assembly